UCUUUUAUUACUCUCUAAUACGGAAAGCAAAUUAUAACCCAAAAGGAAAAAAAGAGUUUCCGGCCGAUAGUCCCUUUUAUCAGUGUAGGAGUUCCGGCGUAUAUACAGUCCCUCUAUAGCUCUCUCCGAUGAGAUGGAAUCAUAUGAAUCAAAGCAGUCCUCAAGUUGCAGGUUAGAAUGCUUUAGUUGAACUUGUAGUCUGGAGUCACAUGAGUCGAAACACUACCUCAAGUCACCAACUGGACCAGAACUAUGUUUGCUACUUGUGGUGCUCAUCGAUUCUCCAAAAAGCUUCAGCCUUUUCAGGGGUUUCCUCUCAAGAGCUGUUGUUGGUUUAGCAGAACUAUAAUUAACCAUGUACGUUCCUUUACGCAAUCCAAACAAAGGAGACCUGUACAACGAGUUAAUAGAUUGCCGAGCAAGUCUACCAAAUCUGUUCCGAAGCAAGACAUAGAUCUCCCUAAAGUUUUCAUGAGGGAUACAGUAACAAGAAUAUCACAUAUGCUGAGAUUUUCAACUUGGGAUUCUGCUCAAGAGCAGUUGAUGGAACUUCCCAUAAAAUGGGAUUCCUACACAGUUAAUCAAGUUCUCAAGACCCAUCCUCCUAUGGAGAAAGCCUGGUUGUUUUUCAGUUGGGCCUCUAAGUUGAAAGGCUUUAAGCAUGACCAGUUUACCUACACGACUAUGUUGGAUAUAUUUGGGGAAGCUGGGAGGAUUUCAUCCAUGAACUAUAUCUUUCAGCAGAUGCAAGACAAAGAAAUCAAGAUAGAUGCAGUGACGUAUACAUCCCUUCUUCACUGGCUUUCCGACCAUGGGGACAUUAAUGAGUCAAUUAAAUUAUGGCAGGAUAUGAAAGAUAAAGGAUGUGCUCCUAAUGUUGUUUGCUACACUGCAUACAUGAAAGGUUUAUUUGAUCAUAAUCGAGUUAAGGAAGGAGCCAAGAUAUACAAGGAGAUGCUUCAAUCUGGUUGUUCUCCCAACUGCCACACAUACACUGUCCUUAUGGAGCAUCUUGCUAAAUCUGGAAAAUUUGAUGGAGUUCUCGAGAUUUUCAGUAAAAUGCAAGAUGCAGGGGUCCAACCAGAUAAAGCUACAUGCAACAUCUUAGUGGGAAAAUGCUGCAAAGCUGGGGAAACACAGGCAAUGAUGAAAAUUCUUCACUACAUGAAGGAGAAUUUUCUUGUUCUGCGUUAUUCUGUCUAUCAAGAGGCUUUCCAGACGUUGAAGAUGGCUGGGGUGAGUGAUCGGCUGCUUAGGGAUGUUAACCGUCAUUUGUCCUUACAAAAUUUCAACCAAGAUCAGAUUGACGAAUCUGAUGGAAUUGCUGAAAGUAGUUGCUUUACUUUGGAUGAUAGGAUGGUUUUGUACUUAUUGAAUAAAAAAAGUCUUCUUGCUGUUGAUUACCUACUAGAUGGCUUGAUGAAUAAGCGUCUCAAAUUGUAUCCUGGAAUAGUUUCAACUGUAGUUGAGGUAAACUGUAGCUGUGGUAGAGUAAAUGGCGCCUUUUUGGCCUUCAAAGUCAGUAUGAAAUUGGGCAUAACCAUUGACAGAAUUACGUACCUCACCAUGGUUGGAGAACUUAUUAGAGCAAAUUCCUUUUCAAGGGUUGUGGACAUUGUUGAAGUAAUGGUUGGGGCAGGCCUGUCAUUAGGGUCAGAAUUAACUGCUCUUCUGAUUCAUCGGCUUGGCUGCGCUAGAGCGCCUGCUUCUGCUGAAAAGUUAUUUAGCAUCUUACCUGAUCAGCAGAAGAGUAUUGCUGUAUAUACUGCUCUAAUAAACACCUACUUCACCUUUGGGAAUGCUGAUAAAGGGCUUGAAAUAUUCGAGACCAUGAGAAAGCAAGGGAUAAAUCUGGCAUUAAGUACUUAUUGUGUCCUAUUGAAUGGUCUUGAAAGAAAUGGAUUAUUCGAUAAACUACAAUCUUAUAGGAAAGAAAAAAAAAGAUUUGAAUCUGAAAGCUGCAGUAGGGAAAUGUCAAUGGAGGAAACAAUCUGCGAUCUUCUUUUUGCUGGAAAUUUUGACAGUUGAGAUGCUAGAUAUGGGUAUCUGGAAACUUUUCAUGAUUGUGGAGUAUUUGGAGUACAAAUUAGUUGUUGGUACGUUGCUUGUGCUGUCUAUUGUGUGUUUGAAUUUAUAGAAAUGGGGUUUGCUUUGUAUGGAAUCCCGCAUACUGAAACAGAAUGCGGGAUAGGUAAUCUCGUAUGGAUCAUAUUAAAACGUUCUCUCUUUGACAAGUUCAGCUUAUCUUUAGAAGCUGUAGCAGCUGGAAUGAUUGGUCAAAUGGGGCUUGACAGCUCGAUUAUUCUCCUGCAACAUUAUGGCCUUAAAGAAGAAACACGGGUAGAGUAUUUCAGGGGAAAAGAUUUUGUCGCUUUUGUGAGAAAUCAUUCAGAACUUAAAGACAUACUAGAGUCAGAUAAAGGUUUGGAGCCUGAAGAUAUUGCCAAAACGCUGCUUCAAAGAAUCUUUAGUCCGCUGUGAACGUGUGGUGAAAACUGUUCGACCUGGGAAGAAAAAACUAUCUCCUUGGCCAGCACAUUUAGAGAUAUACCAUUCUGUGGUUCUGCUGAGACAUAUAUUUAUGGUCCUACCAUAUCCGUGACCAAUGAGUAUGACAUAGAUGUGGAUCCUCUAUACAUUUCAAAAUACAGUGAGAACAUCCUAAAAGUUGUACAUGCUAUUUGGAGAAUGGAUGAAUGGUAGGGUUACUGAGCUAACUCUUGUGCUAGAAGAACCACAAAAAGAAUAGUCUGUUAUUCACUCUUGGCUAAAAUAUUGUGGCAUAAGAGGGAUUCGUCUUAUAAUAUAGCAAGUUGAUGGGUUUCUUCAAUCAUCAAAUACACUGUUGGCUUCACACUUAUCAUUAAGAGCUUUAAUCAUUGGUGCUAUUUGGGUACUUUCCUGAAAUCGUGUAUGGUUUUUCCCCAACAUUCUGGCCGAGGAAGCAACACUGCAAGAUUUGUUCCAAGUUUGGCCUCAGAAGGAUGAAGUCGAGAGACCUAAGUGGACAGCAAGGCUUUUCUACGCAAUAGUAGCCGUGGUUGUUAUUUUGCUCUUGAUGAGGCUGCACGAACCAGGUAUCAGAAACGAGUUUCCAACAUUAUCGAUGAUGUGCUCGAGUGGUCUCCUAGACAGGAUCUGUCAGGGAUGAAGGGAUACCGUUGUCAAUGUUACCGACUCAAAUGAUAAUGCAACUGAUGAUAGCAAAACUGGCAGUGAAAAAAGUGUUUUCGCAGACGACUUAGACGAAGAAACCGAUCUGAAAGAAGAGAGUGAGUAUGUUAUUGGAAACUUAAAAGAUUGUGUAAUUUAUAUAAAUGUUGAAACAUAAGCUUCAAGAGUUAAUUUUUUUCUUAUUUUGUAUCAAGUUUUAUCCUCUUUGUUAAUUCUCUUUGUGGUGAGGUAUAUUGCAAUACUCAAAUCUCUUCAUUCUCUCCUUUUCCUUUAAAGGUUAGAGUUUAAUAAUUUAUCAAUUUUUUAGCGA
Messenger RNA from Solanum lycopersicum (tomato), 3484 nucleotides. NCBI's taxonomy places the organism in Eukaryota, Viridiplantae, Streptophyta, Magnoliopsida, Solanales, Solanaceae. The record is from RefSeq and is a predicted model, not a curated record.